AUGGCAUCACAUAUGGUUCUUGGUUUGGUGGAUAUUCUCAGAGAUGCCCUCAAAAUCUUCUACAGAAAUGGGAAGCUCAUGGCCUCUUUCACCUUAUUCACCCUCUCACUUUUCUCUCUCCUUUACUUGUUCAAUAUUUUCUCUAUGAAACCAUUGCUCACAAAAUGGAUAACUGACCAAAGCCUCCUCCUUUUCACCAGCCCCAACACCCCGGAAUAUGCUAACCUUCUUGUUGCAGCACAUAAGGACAUGAGAGUAUUUAUUGGUACUGAAUGGAUUCUCCUUCUCAUCACCUCCUUCAUGUCCUUCUUCUUCUCAACAGCCACAAUCUUUGCAUCAGCAACAACACAUAAUGGCAAAAAAUUCUCUUUAAAGGACUUGUUUUUUACCACAGCAGGUUCAUUAAAGAGACCAUUUCUUACUUUGCUUUACAUAACUCUCUUCGGUGUUGGCUACAUUUUCCUUGCAUUGUUUCUUCUGCUUCCUCUCAUGAUGAGUUUUCAAAGUACUUUUGCUUGGAAAGUUUUAUAUGUUUUGCUAUGGGUUUCGGCUGCAGCUUUCUAUGGUUACUUGGCUGUUGUAUGGACUUUAGCUCUUGUGGUUUCAGUGCUUGAAGAAAGCUAUGGAAUUGAGGCCCUUGAGAAGGCUGCAAAUAUUGUUAAAGGCAUGGAAAUGCAUGGAUUUCUCGUUAAUAUUGCAAUCACAAUUCUGUCUUUUAUUGUGCUAGAAGGGUUUAGAUUGGUGAAUUUCAAAGAUUUUGGAGGAGUUGAAGUGAUAAUUGGAUUGCUUAUUUUGAAUUCUCUCUGGCUUGUUAAGAUGUUUGGGUUGAUGGCUUAUACAGUCUUGUACUAUCAGUGCAAGAAAACUAAUGGAGAAGAGGUUGAAUUGAAUGGGGACCUGGAAUAUAGAAAAACACCCAGUUUGCCUUUUAUCAAUGAAAAUAUCCCUUGA
Mangifera indica (mango) is the source of this 951-nucleotide messenger RNA. RefSeq lists its product as uncharacterized. The record is from RefSeq and is a predicted model, not a curated record. Bases 1 to 951 code for a protein of 316 amino acids. The transcript has a single exon. NCBI's taxonomy places the organism in Eukaryota, Viridiplantae, Streptophyta, Magnoliopsida, Sapindales, Anacardiaceae.